This is a messenger RNA of Pyricularia pennisetigena, 1734 nucleotides long. RefSeq lists its product as uncharacterized. The record is from RefSeq and is a predicted model, not a curated record. The transcript is spliced from 2 exons. Lineage: Eukaryota; Fungi; Ascomycota; Sordariomycetes; Magnaporthales; Pyriculariaceae. The coding region runs from base 1 to 1734 and encodes 577 amino acids.
AUGGGCUGGGAUAGCAAAAGGAGGCUGAAUGUUUUGCUCCAACACCUCACCAGGCCUCCCGACCAACUCCUCCACGCAGGCCGCAACCUCAGCCAAGACCUCGACGGCCUGGUCCCUCCAGGCCUCAAACGUGACGAUCUCGACGGUCAGCGUCCUGCCGCCGUCGGCCACGAACGCCUGGCACUUCCACUCGCGCAGCGGCUCCUGGUGCGGGUAGAUGGUCUCGGUGGUGGCGCCGAGGCCGCGGAAGCCGAGGUCCUCGACGUGCUCGACGUCCUGGUGCACGACCGUGUCGAACCAGUCCACCUUGUCCCGUCCGCUCUGCGCCCAGCCGGGGCGGCAACACAGCUCCGCGAUCUCGGACAGGGCCAUGCCCUCGUGCGCCGACGAGGCCGCGUGCUGCUCCUGCACCGCCUCCAGCAGGUCCGUGCCGGUCGUGACGCCCGGGACGAGCCGGGCCCGGAACGGAAUGUACUGCCAGCAGGGGCCGACGACGUUCUCGGCGCACGGGAAGCCCGUGCCGCGGCCCGAGACCACCUCGCCAAACAGCACGUCCGUCAACCCGCGGCGGCGUGCGAGGCAGAGCGCCCAGGCGGCCGUCGGGAUCGUGGCGACCGUGAUCCCGGGCGCGGUCGUGGCCGCGGCCGAGAUGUCGAUGGUGUGGUCGACGGCAAAGUGCCUGCGGCCCGAGGCGGGCACCUGCGCCAUGGGGCCGAGGUCCGGCCGCAGCACCGUCGGUGGCGCCGAGCCCGCGAGCAGCUCCCUCCAGUACUCGACGCUGGUCGGGUUCGCGGUGCGGAGGGUGUGGUGCACAAAGCUCGAGAAGGGGAUCGUCUCGGCGACGGGCGCCUUGCCCGUGUACAGGGCUUCCAGCUGGCGGAGGAUGAGCGGCAGGCAGAUCUCGUCGUACUGGGCGUGCGAGAUGCGCAGCACGAGGGCGCCCGGUGCGCUCGACCCGCUGGGCUGCGACCUGACGAGGUACCACUUGACGAAUGCAGCGCCUUCGGGGAUGUCGCCUUCUAUGUCGAGGUUGCACAGUUCGUGGGUGAACUUUUGCACGUCGGUGCCUUCGGCCGCGUCGUGGUGGUCGAACUCGGCAACCAUGUCAUCGACGACCACGCCGUAGCAGACGUUGUUCUGCGCAGUUGCAAACACGGUACGGAGGAUCUCGUUCCUCUGCACCACCUCCUGACACACCUGCUGCAACCGUGGCACGUCGAGCCCGCGAUGGUCGUCAAAGUACAUGGCUUCAUAGCGCAUCGAGAAGCGAGGAACCUGCGUGCUGCCGGUGACGGCAACCGUCUGGAGCGGGCGCGUCGGGUACACAUCAGAGACCUUCCAUGGCUUGGCAAGCUUGGGCUUGAUCUCGUGGUCAAUGAAGGCGUCGACGUCGGCGACAUCCUCCAGAAGAGAAAAGGGGGUGGCGGCAGGUCCACUUGUGCUGGAUGCUUCUCCCUGGGGCUCGUUUGCGGCCGUGCUGACGAUAUCCUCGGCGAUCUCUGCCAUGGCGGCAAGCGUCUUGGUCUUGAAGAUCUGCGCCACCGAGAUCUUGAAGCCAGCAGGCCGCGCCUCCGAAGCAAGCUUCAUAGCACCGAUGGAGUCGCCACCGAGCUUGAAAAAGCUGUCGUCGGCCCCGAUCCCUGCAGCGUCAAGAUACAGUAUCUGCGCCCAGAGGUGACGCAGGCGCAUCUCUUUGUCCGAGAGCAGCUCGGAUCCGUUUUGAACCCUGCUUGA